Messenger RNA from Cydia splendana, 1248 nucleotides. Its product is annotated as cilia- and flagella-associated protein 144-like. The record is from RefSeq and is a predicted model, not a curated record. Lineage: Eukaryota; Metazoa; Arthropoda; Insecta; Lepidoptera; Tortricidae. The transcript has 4 exons. Bases 117 to 533 code for a protein of 138 amino acids. Gene Ontology annotation, cellular component: ciliary base.
GUUUUGACUUUUGUCAAUGUCAUUGACAAACAUAAACACAAACAUUUAGGCAAGAAAUUAUUUAUCCAACAUUUUUUAUACAUUAUUUAUACAGAUAAUUAUCAUCAAAAGCAAAUAUGGGUGACGGAAAAUGCACGUUCGGAACUCGCCCCCCAGUCGACCUGCAGAUGCUCAACGAGAAGAUCAACCGGGAGGUGAAGCACUUUAGGAACUACAAGACUUACCGGCCUAACUUUGGAUCUCUGCCUGUCGCCACAAAGUUCUACGCGCGGCACGACCAACUCACAGACGAAUCAGAAGAGCAGAUAAAAAAGAUCGCCGGCUAUGCCUACAACGUGGCCCAGACGAGGGCCAAGGGACCACACAGCAAGUACCCUGCGCCUGUCACUGAGAGCCAUGUAUACGGCUGGUAUACAACCCCUCUUGUGCCCAUGGACCGUAACGACACGCGUUUCUACCACCCGAAGAAGGAGAGCACCCACACCAAGAUAGAGGUCAUCAUUCGCAUGUGCAACCCCAAGAAGAAGGGUUAACACCACAAACUACACAGACACCGCGCUAUGAAGAGUUUACACAACGUCACCUUAAAUAUGAUCAAUUACACUUGUGAAAUCUUAGAGGGUAUAAAAACGGAGUAGCCAUUAACAGGCGUUCCCCUCUGUCGAAAAGGUAUCGUCUUGGGUCGUCCCAUUCGUUUUUUGUCAAGUUCUUAAAUUAGUCCUAUUCUGCUUUCGUCACGCAUUCUACAUUGAAAGCCACCGACGAUUGUGACGAAUGUAAAAUGGGACACGAAAUCAGAAUAGGACUAAUUUAAGAACUUGGCAAAAAACGAAUGGGACGACCCAAGACGAUACCGUCGAAAAUAGGCGGCCAAUGGUCAUAUUUGUAUGUACUGACAUUUAUUUGACAUAGCUAUUUUUACGUAACGUAUUCAUUUGUUUGUUUGUUCGAGGGAGUUAAAAGGCAGGCCCAGCAAAAAGAAAAGUGGCGAUUACUCCACCUACAAGAGCAUAGGCUCUUAAAUACUGAUGAUGAUACAUUUGACGUGCCCCUCCCCCGCAAAAAUAGGCUGACUAUUUUGUACCGAAAAUUACAUACAUGGCGUCUCCGUUUGGUUAUAUCCUCUAGCCACGAAAUCUAUAUUUUAUAUUUGCAUGCUUAAUUAAGUAGAGUUAUGGUGGACUAUAUAACUAAUAUUGUAAUAACUAACUGUAACCCAUAUUCCGCAAAUAAACAAUCAUUCAUUCA